This is a messenger RNA of Papaver somniferum (opium poppy), 1416 nucleotides long. RefSeq names its product cysteine-rich receptor-like protein kinase 10. The coding region runs from base 124 to 1071 and encodes 315 amino acids. Gene Ontology annotation, biological process: protein phosphorylation. Gene Ontology annotation, molecular function: ATP binding; protein kinase activity. The transcript has 7 exons. NCBI's taxonomy places the organism in Eukaryota, Viridiplantae, Streptophyta, Magnoliopsida, Ranunculales, Papaveraceae. The record is from RefSeq and is a predicted model, not a curated record.
UGUAAUCGAUGUCUUGUUGGAGCUAUAGCUGAGUUACCAAAUUGUUGUGGUGCGAAACAGGGUGGAAGAGUUGGUAAACCUAGUUGCUAUUUUAGAUAAGAGUUAUACCCCUUCCUUCAAUAUAUGAAUGCUCCUUCGCCACCUUUAUUAUCAUCCCCCUCUCCUCUCCUAUCACCACCAUCGGCAACGAAUACAACCACACGAACACCAAAAGGGAAUAACCCAUCUAUACUUGCGAGUAGUAUAAUUGUCCCUUCGAUUAUUGCACUACUUUCUGCCAUUGCCUUUGGCUUCUUCAGUGUCCGGAGAAAGAAAACCAAAACGACUAAAUUUGAUUAUGAGACUCCAAGUACAGAAUCAUUGCAAUUCAACUUUAGUACAAUAAGUGCUGCAACAGAUAAUUUCUCUCAAGGUAAUGAACUCGGAAAAGGUGGAUUUGGCUCUGUUUAUAAGGGUACACUCUCAGACGGCCAAGAAAUAGCCGUGAAGAGGCUAUCAAAAAAUUCCAGACAAGGUGAACAGGAGUUCAAGAAUGAAGUUACCUUAGUAGCUAAGCUUCAACAUAAAAAUCUUGUGAAGCUUGUUGGAUCUCAAGAAAAACUACUAAUCUAUGAAUUCAUGCCAAAUGCCAGCCUUGACCAGUUCCUAUUCGAUCCAGUUAAAUGUACACAGAUGGAUUGGGGAAGACGAUACAAGAUAAUUGGAGGGGUAGCAAGAGGACUUCACUAUCUCCAUGAGGAGUCUCGACUUAGAAUCAUCCAUCGGGAUCUCAAAGCUAGCAAUAUAUUAUUAGACAAAGACAUGAAUCCUAAAAUUGCUGAUUUCGGCAUGGCUAGGCUUUUUGUGCUCGAACAAACUCAAGCUAGUACGAACAGAAUAGUUGGAACAUAUGGCUACAUGGCUCCAGAGUACAUAAUGCAUGGUGAAUUCUCUGUGAAAUCAGAUGUUUUCAGUUUUGGUGUCUUAGUUUUAGAGAUACUUUGUGGACAGAGGAAUAGCAGUUUUCAUAAAUCAGAUAUUGAUCGGGACCUUCUAAGCUAUGCAUGGAGUGGAAUAAUGGAUCUGCUAUAGACAUAUUAGAUCCAACUUUGAAAGACGCAUGUUCUAGAAGUGAAGUGAUGAGAUGCAUCCAUGCUGCGUUAUUAUGUGUUCAAGAAAAUGCUGCAGAUAGACCCUCAAUGCCAACAGUUGUCCUAAUGCUUAACAACUCCGUUACCAGUCACAAUUUACCUUCAUCACAUGCAUUUUUUACUGAUAGUACGAGGCAUAUUGAACCCCCCCAUCCUAGCUCAAACUGGAGCGUGAAUGAAGUUUCAGUUACGGAAUUAUACCCUCGAUGACGAUACUAAACCACUAAAUUUCCGUAUACUAUAUAUUCUUAUCUUAUUCUUUUGUCUUCUUUUUUUAUAAGUUGAU